AUGGGAAAGGUGUUUUUAGAAAGACAAACAUGUGUUAUGAAUGAAAAGGUAGGUAAAAAUGAAGUUUAUGUUGUUGUAAAACAAACAAAUUUUAUGUUAUGUUUAACGAGUGUUGAACCAAUAGAAAAUGCAGAGGUGACAUGUGAAUUAUUAUAUGAUAUUCCAGAAUUAAAACCUGUUCCUUAUGUAUCACAAAAACCAAUUUCAUAUAAAGUUCAACAAGUUUCUAAUGAAGCUAUUAACAUUGAAUGUAAAUUAAAUGUUUUAUCAAGUAAACAUGAAGAUAUGUUAUUUAAAAUUCGAGCAAAUGUUUAUAAUAAUGGAGUUGUUGUUGGAGAAGUAAUUUCAUAUCCAAUUCGUUGUACCUCAAAAAUUGAUGGAACAAAGAAGUCUCGUCAAAUAAUUAAUAAAUCUUUAGUACAUCAACAAAUUGAAGCAACAAAACCUAAAAAGAAUGACCUUCCAAUUCCAAAUUCUGCAACACAAAGAAAGGUUUUUGAAUUAGCAUUAUUAUCUUCAAAUACAAUUCUUCUUGAACGUCUUAGUAGUUUAACUCGAAGAGAAGAAACAAAAAUUACUACAAUUGAAGCAGGAAUUCAAGCUAUUUGUGAGAAAAUGGCAGGUAUAGAAUAUAGUACUUUACAAGUUCAUUUAAUGAAUGUUCUUGGAGGAUUGGACAUAGAACAAAGUAAUACAUUAUUUGAAAUAUGUUCAGUUAUUCAAUCAAUGUUUCCUCAACAAUACACAUUCCAACCAAUUAUUACUCAAAAUAGUCAACAAUUACCACAAGAAUACACUCCAUUUGGAGAAUUUAAUGGGAAUUAUUCAGGACAACCAAAUGUUUUUGGAACACUCUAA
This is a messenger RNA of Entamoeba histolytica HM-1:IMSS, 858 nucleotides long. RefSeq lists its product as uncharacterized. The transcript has a single exon. The record is from RefSeq and is a predicted model, not a curated record. Lineage: Eukaryota; Evosea; Mastigamoebida; Endamoebidae. The coding region runs from base 1 to 858 and encodes 285 amino acids.